AAAAGGUGUUUUUUCACAAAGUGCACGAGAUAUGGAAUCUGUAACUAAUAAUAUGCCCGUGACGUUGUCAAACAUUAGACACGGUAGAACGUUGCUUUGGUCAAAUACAAAUAACAAAGAAGUUGAAGAAGGAUUAUCAAAUGAAUUUAACAGAACUAAACCGAGUCAUUAUCCUAUGUGUCCAAUAUAUAUUAAUCAAACAGAGUCCAUUCGUUUAGACAAUGAACUUCGACGUUGGAUCGGAGGUGAUCCUGAUCGAAAUAAUUGGACUGACUCUGUGGAAGCUGAUUUUGAAAUAAAAUCUUUAGUAGAGUUCUUAUUACCACCAGGAGCCCCUUCAUUUAUGAAAAAUAAAUUUGAUAAAAAUAAGAAACUUUUCCCUAAUAUAAAGUCUAAAAAUAAACCGAAAAUACAAACUGUUGCAUCGACUAACAGCAAUGCAGUUGAAGUAUUCUCACCAACUUCAAGAGAACACACUUCCUUAUUUGAUGCACUUGGAAGGCGCGAGGAUAGAUUCUAUGUCGUUUGGUUCAGCGAUGAACAUCUACUACUUCCGGCUUCAACACAGAAUAAUACUGUUAGACCGCGUAUGUCAUUGGUACUCCCUGCUGUGCCUGUUAAUGAUACUUAUUCGUCGCCACCGAAUCAUAUAACUAUGAUGCAAAUCGAUUGUGAAGUUACUGAUACCCAACUUCUGUACAUAAAAAAAUCUGUAAUUCCCAGACAUUUACGUAGUAAUAAUCGAUCAAAUAACAAGUCAUCAAAAAAUCAUGCGAAAGUAUCUCAACCGACGCAACCAGCAAACAUUACAAAAAAUUAUAAGCCAUAUUUUGUAAGAGAGAACAUCAGCAGUGAUUCUGUCGAAGAUAAGACAUUUAAGCAUCCUUAUACAAUCAAAAAUAAAGGUCUUUAUAAUAAUAAAGAUAAUUCUUAUAUACUGAAGGGUAAACUAUUGCAGGGGUUUGAGUCAAAUAACGUCAAGUAUACUCACUACGAGUUGAAGACUAAAAACCAUUCUUCACGCUCAGAUAUGUAUAUUUCAGAAGCGGAAAACUUAAAACCUCACCUUUAAACACAAAACGUUAGAAAGCAAAGAGGAACAUAUCUCCUCAAUUCCUGAUUUCAAAUUGUAUAUUGUUUAUAUACUUGAACCCCGGCUAUCGCAACCUUGGCUACGUAGAGGUUCACGUUUAGCGCUUGUGCCCACAAUGACACGCGCUAGGAUAGCGCCGUCAUCUGAAAUGAUCACAUGACCCUUUUUCUUCCUCUCACUCUCGAGCUCUUGCGAUAGCUAAAGGUCGGAAUGUAUACAUAUUCUAGAGAAGUGUAGAUACUCUACAGUGUUCGUGAAUAAGCUGGCAUUGCAGUCAUAUCUGAAAGGUAAUAUCGAUAGGUUUUCAUCCCUUAUUAGAAAAUGUAUCUUUUACAAUAUUGUAAAUGUGUACUUGAUAAUUAGUUUUAAAGCAUUGAUUUUAAAGUUAAUUCAUUCAUGUUUACAAAUUUCCAGAAAUGUUGUCGGAAAACCAGCAGAGUUAUUUAUCAAUUGCUUAAUUCCACAAAUUUGAAACUGAGUACAUGCUAUAAUCAUUUUUAAAGUAAUCUAAAUUUGUUAUAAUUAUUCACUAGAAACCAAAAUGUAAUUCACAUAUUUACAUGUGUAUUGUUUACUUCUGCAGAAGCAGUAAACGAAGAUUACCCACCUGUCUUAAUACUUAUUGUAAAUGUAGGUUCCUCUUAUACAGAAAUAAGAGACAUUUGAAAAAGCUAUAUUUCAGUAUUUUAUGGUUAAUGUACACGUUUAUAUUUCCGGAUAACAACACAAGAUUUGACAAUAUCAAGCUUAGGUUUGUGAUACUAUAACUUUUCAUUUGUUGCAUUUCUAAAAUAAGACAUGUAUUAUUGAAUGAUAUAUGACUAUUAGGCUUUAUUAGUUCAUGUAAGAGUACAUAAUACUUUUAUAACACUUACUUUAUAAAUAAAAAAAAAGGUUUUGUAAAGAUGAUGAUUACUGAAUAGUAAUGUUGUUGUGCGUUUUCGACGUUUUGUUUUUUAUUAUCAUAGUUAUUCAUGUAUGACACCAAGAAAAAUAAAGUGAAUGCAACAAUGA
Molecule: messenger RNA, 2107 nt
Organism: Cephus cinctus (wheat stem sawfly)
Lineage: Eukaryota; Metazoa; Arthropoda; Insecta; Hymenoptera; Cephidae
Product: cyclic AMP-dependent transcription factor ATF-6 alpha
Biological process (GO): endoplasmic reticulum unfolded protein response; regulation of transcription by RNA polymerase II
Cellular component (GO): nucleus
Molecular function (GO): DNA-binding transcription factor activity, RNA polymerase II-specific; RNA polymerase II cis-regulatory region sequence-specific DNA binding
Source: RefSeq, a predicted model, not a curated record